AUGGAGGCGGGAAAUCCCCGCAAACUCCGCAAAAGCGAUCCUGUGGAGCCUCAAUUUAGGCUCAGCGGACUCUCCGAAACCCGAUACAUCGGCGCACCCUCCUCUCCGUGGCCCAAAUCCUCUUAUAUGCCUGAGGGAGCGGACUGGCAGCUGGUAGUAGAAUUACUUUCGAUCAAGCUCCUCUCAAGCUGGUCUAGAACUAUUUCUCUCGAUAAACGGCGGAUACGGGCCUGCCAUGGCUUGUACGGAGUGCAAACGACGAAAGAUCAAAUGCAGCGGGCGCCGCGGAUUGUCCAUGGGUACAUUGAGGAUCUCAGAAACGAAGUAGCAUCGUUGCGGACCCAACUCGGUGGGCUUCGGAACCAACACUCCCGCAUGGGAAGUAGCACACUAGGCGGCAGGGCCCAGUCUCCCUCAGCGCCAACUCUCCUUGCCCCCUACUCAGGGCCCACGACUCCCGGAUAUUGUAUAGUCGACGUCAAAUCGUCAUUGAAGCGGAUGGGGAGGGAGGUUAUCACGCCAGCUGGAGAGAAGCACGAGUAUCUGGAAACAAUGUUGCCAGAACCAAAAGCGCCCAGCACGCUGGAUCCACUGUGGCUAAUAGAGGAGGAGGAGGAGGCUUUGAGGCUGUUGAAUGUUUAUGAGGAAGAAUGCCAUAUAACAUACCCAGUUUUCGACAUGCAUGCUCUGCGAGAGCAUUUACGAUCAAAUGGCUACUGGUCCGCAUUAAGGGAUAAUCAGCUUACAGGUGCGGGAAACCUCCACCCAUGGCUAGCAUACGAUAGCCAGACAGAUAUGCUGAGGCUGGUUCUUGCCUGCGGAAUGAAACUCGACGGGCGAAGCCACGACCAAGUCCGUCUCAGUGAAGAACUAUUCAACUCAGUCGCUCUUUUUGAACGAAUCUUCUCGAGCUCGCCUCUAAAUUUAGAGACACUGGCUCUGCUUGUUGUGGCAGCCACUUUCCAAUUCUGGAGUGGUAGAGAAGUCGAUGCCUGGAAAUACAUUGGGCUCGCUGCACGUAUGAGUUUCGGCGCUGGCUUACAUAGAAUCAACACCUUGGGCCUACUUUGUGACGCCGGCGAGCGCCAGCGAGCUCUGCGCAUCUUUUGGGUUCUGUAUGCACUCGAUCGGAGAUUCAGCUUUGGCACGGGCCUGCCAUUUGCAAUCCAGGAUUGUGAUGUUGAUUCCCAUCUCCCAUUGCCGGAUGGAGACUAUCCAUAUCUACUUUAUAUCACACACUAUAACCGCACUGGAACGAAGAUAUGGACACACGUGACUGGCUUUCGUUCCGGCAACCCUCCGCGGCAGAAUACCGCAGAAUAUCUGGAUUAUCUUAUACUACGUUGGUAUUCUGAGUUGCCCGAUUACUUGAACUUUGACCGGCAGGACUUGACCGCUCGUAAUCCUAUCGCUAAUCGUGGGCUGCGGAGAACCCGUCUCCUGCUGCGUCUGCGUCGAAAUGAAGCACGGAUACUCAUUCAUCGAGCAAUGUUACACUCGACCUCUUGUACAUCGAACCUGGGGCACGGCAAGACUCUUGUUACUGCCUGUAAGGAUACAAUUGAAACAAUUAGCGCUGUCAACGACGUCUCGGACGUUUACAGGUCUCAGGAGAUCCGCUAUAAUUAUUUCUUGAAGCAGGCGGUCGUUGCCAUCUUUCUCGCCGCGGUCCGGGACCCAGUCUCGCUCGACUGCCAAGCCUAUCAGGUCGCCCGCCAUGGCCUUGAGCUCCUUGAAAGCUCCGCCAUACCGCUGAGGAGCUCGGGCUUCGAUGAAGUUAUUCGAGAUUUGCGACGUCUAGAGCCACAUAUCGGCCUUGUCUUACCCCACGUCAAUGACGACAAGCACAGUAUUGCAAGGCCGAGUCAAUCGGCUCCCGACCGCGGGCAGCCAACUGGCGCUAGCACCCCCCAACGGCAAGAUACCAGCGACGAUAACUGGGCUGCUUUAUACCGUCGAAGCGUGACGCCACCAGAUGACGGUGCCCGUGACCAAGACAGAGACGGGGCGCUGUUGUAUCCGAGUGGGGCGGUUUUUGGUACGCAGCUUGACGACCAUAAGGAUAACGGAUACGACUUCUUCGAUACCUUAGUGGAUUUGCCGGAAUUCACCGAGGAGUUACCACUUGAUACUCUCCUACAGCAGACCCGAAAUAUGGAUGAGUGA
This is a messenger RNA of Penicillium daleae, 2166 nucleotides long. Its product is annotated as fungal specific transcription factor domain-containing protein. Gene Ontology annotation, cellular component: nucleus. Lineage: Eukaryota; Fungi; Ascomycota; Eurotiomycetes; Eurotiales; Aspergillaceae. The transcript has 4 exons. Gene Ontology annotation, biological process: DNA-templated transcription; positive regulation of transcription from RNA polymerase II promoter by galactose. The record is from RefSeq and is a predicted model, not a curated record. The coding region runs from base 1 to 2166 and encodes 721 amino acids. Gene Ontology annotation, molecular function: zinc ion binding; DNA-binding transcription factor activity, RNA polymerase II-specific; RNA polymerase II cis-regulatory region sequence-specific DNA binding.